CAUUCUUCAGCAAUCGGCGUUUGAGUGCAAGAAAAUAAGAGAACCCUGACGCGUUAGAAAGAAAAACACUGGAGUUAUAGCCAAAACGAAGAGAAGAGAGAAGAGAUAUGGACGGAAGAGGCGGCUGUUGCAUAGCGAGGUACGGAUAUGGUAGCGGCGGAGAAUAUGACAUGUCGAAGGUGGACAGGAUAAUGUUAAAGUUCAGACCGAUCGCGCCGAAGCCGGUCAACGGAGGAGGAUCAACACCGGAGAAGGGUGACUUGUACGUUAAGAGUGGGAGGGGGAGAGGGAAAAGAUCACGGUCUGUGAAGUCAGGGCGCAAAGCGGUAGUUGACCCAAAUGACAAAAAUAAAAAUAAAAGAAGGAGAUCGUCGAAGGCGGAGGAGGAAAAGACGGUUGUGACGCUGCCUCUGUUGCCGGAGACUCCGGAACCAAAGGAGUCUUCUGAGGAGAGAGAAAGGAACUCCUGCUCGAGUUACUCAUCCACCACGUGGAUGAGUUUCGAUAAUAAUAAUUCUACUUCUACGACUUCUCCGACAAGUCGUAUAAGUAAGGUGGUGGCGGCGAAGGUGGUUGGGAAAUCGUGCGUGACGGUGGACUGCGUGACGGAUACGUGGGUGGAAGGGGAGGGGCUAGGGUGUACGGACGGGGAGAGGAGGAUGAACCUGGAGAGGGACACGUGUCCAGGGUUUAUUUCCGACGGGACGGGGAGGGUGGUGUGGACGAAUGGGGCGUACCGGAGCAUGGUGGGGCAAAGGGAGGGGGAGAUGAUGGUGUGGCUGGUGAUGAACGAGAAGGCAGCGAGGGCGGUGGGAGCGAUGAGUAAUUAUACGGCGGCGUUCACGUGCAGGGUGAGGGUGCAGUACAGUGGGUGUGGUGGUGGGACGUCGGCAGGGGAUUGGAGCUCGUUGACGCUGCCGUGUGACGUUUGGAGGAUGUUGGGUGGUGGGUUUGCGUGGAGGCUGGAUGUAAAGGCAGCUCUUUCUUUGGGUGGUUGUAGUAAUUUUAUCAGUGCCGUAUGAGUAAGUGACAGAGAGAUCAACUAAUUAAUUAAAGUUUGCUUUGCGUUUUAAUUAGUUACUUUCAAUUAAUAAUUGUGAAUAUUUUGGGCACUUGACAUUUUGAAAUCCUUACUCUAAGCUCUCUGUGAUCUGGGCGUUUUUUCGUUAAAUCGAACAUGUAGUGGGAAGCGAAUUUGAAUGUUCGAAUAUCAUGUAUCUUGUUCUUCAUGCAAUCAAAGAACAUCAUCUUGUGCA
This is a messenger RNA of Pyrus x bretschneideri (Chinese white pear), 1256 nucleotides long. RefSeq lists its product as uncharacterized. Lineage: Eukaryota; Viridiplantae; Streptophyta; Magnoliopsida; Rosales; Rosaceae. The record is from RefSeq and is a predicted model, not a curated record. The coding region runs from base 108 to 1022 and encodes 304 amino acids. The transcript has a single exon.